Molecule: messenger RNA, 4989 nt
Organism: Babesia ovata
Lineage: Eukaryota; Apicomplexa; Aconoidasida; Piroplasmida; Babesiidae
Exons: 4
Coding region: 1-4989 (1662 amino acids)
Source: RefSeq, a predicted model, not a curated record
AUGGACGAGCAGCGUGCGUCCUCCCUUGAGGAUGAAGUGCAGCAUGGCAUUGAUGUUAUUGUGAAGCUUACACAGUUUAGUGGCAGUGAAAAGAGCAUUAAUACACUAAUUGAUAGAGAAAUUGAGAGGCUUACAAAGCAGCAUAAUGGCUGUCAAAAGUCUCCGCAGCCUCAUGCCUCUUCUGACUGUCCUCAGCAUAAGAAGCUUGAGGAGCUUAGAAAGAAACUUGAGACAUUGAAACAGAAUAAAGAAAAUCAUUGUGAAACAUUAUUAAAUAACCUGUGUUCUGGCUUGGAGAAGUUCCUUGGUUACCAAGAAACUUCCAAAGGCUACGAUGGCUCUGGCAUCGUGUACUCGGACCUGGACAGGCUCUGCGACGGGGUGAUGGCGUUUUUGCACGGGGUGCUUGAUGGAGUGAAGGAUGAUGAUAACGUUGCAGCAUAUGAUGUUAAAGACACUGAAAACAUUAAUAAAGUUAUUAGUGAUUUACAUGAUAAUGUAGGUAAAGGCCGUCAGGCCUUCCCGGAGGCCGUGACUCAGGUGGAGAAGGCAACGGGAGGAGUGAAGGAUAAAUUAGGUAAAUACUACAAUCAAGCCUACGACCAGACCGACUUAAAUGGUCAGCUGCACGAGUGGACUAAGACUCUCCAAGGGAUUUCUACUGAGCUCACAAUAAUAGAAACACAACAGAUUAAUGACUUGGAUAAAUCACUUAGCACACGUAUAAUGCACAAAAUAGAACCAAUUCAGAAAUCGGUGGAGGUGCUGCUUGGGGCGGCUAGGGAGGAGGGGCUUAAGAGCAAGGUGAAGGAGGUGGAUGAUGCGCUCUGGAAACAGGAACAAAAAGUUAGAACAUCCGUUGGGAAUCUAAGAAUUGAGAAAAGGGAGAAGUUUGACAUAAUUAAAAAAGCGAUAAAAGAUGCGCAGCAUUUUAUGGACAAUGGUUUUGACUGGGAGUAUAGAAGCAAAAUAUUAGGCUGCUUUACUGCGAUCAAGGAUGCAAUAAUAAAUGCUUAUGAUUCGUUGAAACAGAAGAAGAAUUACCUGGACGGGCUUGUCAUGGACGCUCAGGAGCAUGUUUAUCAGAUAAAAAUAGGAAUCGGAACUGAAAGCAUCUCAUUUGGAGAUACUGUAUACGGUGGUUGGGGUUUGCUUAAGAUCGAGAUUAAGAAACUUGUUGGACAGAUUAAAGGGGAACCAGGUGAAGGUUUAGUUCAAGUUCAAAAUAAUAGUGGUCUAAAGCAGAUUGUUGAGGGAGUUGAGGCAUACGCCAAUGGCUUUGAGAAUGAGGCUUUUAGUAAGGUUUUGCAAAAGUGGAUUGAUGAGAUAGUGAACGAUGCAGAUGAAGGUAUUGUGGGUAGUAAAAUUAAGAAUUACGUUACAUUCAACCAAAACAAUGGUAAGCUUAGCGCAGAAGUUGGUUCAGUUAAAUCUAAGACUGUGCGACAAGCCAUUAUAGCAGAACUCCCAGCGUUCAUUCACGGAGAUGUUAAAACCGCUGCCGUGUCUACGCUGAAAAAUACCAAGGUGAAUAACAUUGAUGAGCAAUUGAGCGCUUUUGCGGCCAGGAUCGAAAGUGAACUUACAAACGAUAGGGACUCAUCAAUUGGAUCGGCAGUCCAAGCGAUUGAGGAGAAGUUAGGGUUGAAAGGAGUAACGAACAAUUACAGGCAAUAUCUUACAGCCGCCGUUAAGGCCAUUGCUAACUCUAUCAUUAAAAACUUCAUGCAAGUCGCCGAGGAGCUUAAGCGGUUCGCAAAGGACUCCCACAUCGCCAACUUGACGCAAAUAGGCAACAAUGUCGACAACAUCAAAAAAUAUUUUGACGGCACAAAAGCUGAAACAAUUAACGGAACAACUAAUUACGGCAAAAAAAUUGAUGAUGCGCUGGCAAAGGUGAAAGAUGAAAUUGAAGCGCUUGAUGGGUUGUUAGGUGUAAAGGUAGGCCAAGAUGGCUCAAUUCAGAAGAAGCUAAACGAGAUUCAAGAGGAACUUGAAAUUAAAUACAAACUUCAUGUCAUCGAAUGGAAUACGAGAGAUGCGGAUGAAGCUUUAACACAUGCCAUUGAUGAAAUUGAUAAAGUUGUUCGGGAUGCUUUCUCCACCCUCACCGCCGAGGUCCGCGCUCUCUUCGCCCAGGGCCACAAAGCCGACCUGGCGGCGCUCAAAACGCUGGUAGAGGAGCAGGAAAAAGAGAUCGAUAAGAUCAUUAAACAUGAUAAAAGCAAUGGCGUGAAAGGUCUUUUAAAGUGGAUGUAUGAUAAAGCGGGUAGCCGAAUUAAUGCUCUUGGCAGUGCGUUAACUCCGUCUCCUGCGCCAGCUGUGAAAACUCAAGGAAACACAGAAGAUCGGACAAAAUUAAAAAACGUAUCCGACAAAUUCAGAGAAUAUUCAGACAUUAUUUUGGAUUACAUCGGUGGUCAAGCGAGAAAUCCAAGUGCCAUUGUCAAGCCCACUGAGCAGUCACUUCAGGUCGGAGACAUUAAAGAUGCGUUCGACCGCUUGAUAAAAUAUGUUGCUCAUCAUGAUGAUAAUAAAUACACUUUCGAUCACAUCUCUACAUCAUAUUUAGAUGCGCUUAAUGCGUCUCUCCAUAAACUUUCCCCCUCCCACUUCCACGGCUUCCACAACCCGCUGCUCCUCGACGCCCUCAAGUCCGGCAUGUCUGCCUUCACCAAGCAACUCGGACACGCGUACGUGAACAGGUACAGCGGUCAAAAAGGUAGCGAUGACUGGGUGAUUACAAACACUAAAAAAAAUAACGAUCCUUCUCAACCCGAUAAAGUCCUCUCCACCGAGGGCAGAAACUGCGCCAAGGUAUGCCUGACCAUACUGGAGACGCUAUUGAGUGGCUUGGAUGGGUUGAAGGAUGUAUGUAAGAAACGUUUUUCCAAGAGUACAAUUAGUCGGUCUUCAGAUCUGGGAGAACUAUUUAAAAGUUAUGGUUACCGUGUUGCCAGCCACUCUAAGUCACAAGAUGGCGAGUUGAAGCGUCAUGAAGAUAUGACAGGUGAGAAGGUAUUUCAGAAGCUCCACGAGAUGAAAUUUACGAGCAGCGACAAAAUUGAACAUCUCAAGGAGUGUGAAUCCAAUGAAGUGGAUGUAAAUUCUAAAAAGAAGAAACAUGAUAACUUCGACAUCUUUGACUUACUGAAAUGCCUUCACCGUCACCUAGAAGAGUAUUACUCCGUCGGUCACAUAGCAACUUUCACCUCCAUGAAACAACCGUGCAGUGUUAAUGAAAUGCUUUCUUGGUUCUCAGGUCUGCCGUAUAACGCUGCGUAUUCCACUCUAUUGCGUGACGGUUUCACUAGCCUCCUGCAGAAGCCUAAGCCCAAAACCAUACAGGGCGGCGACGAAUUUGAAGUAGAAUUAGAUGAUCUGAAGUCCUACUACAUAGAUGCUUAUCCAAACAGAAUCACAUAUGAUCACAUAAAUACUGCACUCGACCAUAUUUGUUCGAUAUCCUAUGACAUCUUGACGUCAAUCGCCGGUCACGGCGACGAAUACACAACGUACGCCGCUGACUUCUGCACCAACCACCUUAGCCUAUCAUAUCCUUCGAUUCCAUCUCAAUGCCUGGAUAUGCUUCUUGACAUUUUGCGUAGACUAUUACCACAGCUUCGAUAUUUGUUCAACCGAUGCAAGCUAAGUACUAAGCAUAGCGGUUGGUCGCAAUGCCUCUACGGCAGGGAUGUCUUCACUACCAAAUCACCAUGUAAUAAUCAUUCAAAUAGCAAACCAAACAGCCGACCAAAGUGCCAACCUACGUGCCAGGCAAACACAAAACCAAAUUGCCAACCAACUUCACCUUUAAUGAGUUACCUAACGGACUCGUUACCUGGUCACUUACCUCAUGACGUUUCUUCUAUUGGCUGUCGCUCUGUAUGUUCAACAUGUCCAAAUGGCAAGAAAGGCAUGCCAUGCUUAACACCUCUAGGCUUCAGAGGUUUCUCUGGGUCUACGCGUAAGGGUGAGGAGAUAUGUGAUAUUCUGGACAAAUUCUUCUCCAACUUCUAUUUGUCAUCCCUAUUCUGUCUCUCACCAAAGACCCCGGCUUCAUUACCUGAGCAGUUCGGGUUUGUUUUAUCACUAGUAAGUGGUUGGAAUAGUCCCAAGACAGAAGCUACAAGUCGCAUUAAGAAGUCCGUUGAAUCAUCCAUUGAGAGUGUGUCCAUUAACCUGUAUGAUCAACCGACGAAACUAACAGCUGCACUUACUAAUGCGUACCGUAAUACACACAGUAACCAUGGAGGGAAGGACCAUCUUCCUGCAUACUCUGAUGUGUAUAGUCUGGCGAUGACGUCAGCAUGUAAUGAUCGUGUCGGAAAAGCGUUGUGCGCUCCGUAUGUUGCAUCACUCUGCGGCGAUACGUAUGCUUACUUUGCUGAGAAGCACUGUAACACAUACCUCUCAUGGGCCAUAUACCUCCCAUGGACGUUCUGGGACCUACUCAACAAUCUUUACAAUUCCUUCUGCUCUAUCACUUGUGCAGAUUGGGGAUGCCGUGGAUGUCUCAGAGGGGACAAGUGCAAGAGUGGCAAGCAUGGUGUCGUCGAGGAUGAGAAGAAUCAAGAUGCCACAUGUCAGUGUGAUUCUAUAGUGAAAUGCAGAGGCGUGGCACCGACGCUCUACCAGUAUGGAUUCACGUUUGGCGAGGCGUCGACGUUAAAUAGUGGUAGCACAGUGAAGAAGUGUUCCGAUUUCUGUAGUCAAUUGAGGAAUGUGCUGCACUCGGAAUAUUUCCAGAAGCUAUUCGAGGAAUGUGACAAUUUCCUGAAAGCAAUAAGAUGGCCAUUUAUGCUAACGUUGUUAGCCCUCUGGUCCCUCUCUUUGCUCUACCUGCUGCACAUCGCCGUCGUCCGCCUCGACGUCCUGAGGAUACGCUCCCACCUGCGCUCGCCCUCAAGCCACCGCAUCGCCGCGCAGUCCCUCCUCGCCGCCGCACGCGUCAAGGCACUCGCCAACGUCAAGUACUUCUCACCAUAA